Molecule: messenger RNA, 534 nt
Organism: Aphis gossypii (cotton aphid)
Lineage: Eukaryota; Metazoa; Arthropoda; Insecta; Hemiptera; Aphididae
Product: acrosin-like
Exons: 2
Coding region: 1-534 (177 amino acids)
Source: RefSeq, a predicted model, not a curated record
AUGGCAGAACGCGCAAAUAACCCGCCACCGAACCGCAACAACCGGCCAUCCCGUGGCAUGAUCGCCGCCCACGUGGAGAAGCUACGGGCCAUGGCCGGGCAGCUCCUUCGAGAAGCCAGGAGGCUCUCCGGGGAUGGACCGGAGAAUAUGGUGAGCGGUUGGUCGGCUGAACGCGCGGCCACCGCCUCAUUCGGCCGGAUCCGGGCCAGCCCGACGGCGUGGGCUCUUUUCGAGAGGGGGUUCGCCGAGGGACGUCGGUCCACGCGGCCUCUGCAGCCAGCCGUGCAGCCACCAGCUCCGCCGCCAGCCGUGCAGCCACCAGUUCCGCCGCCAGCUCAGCAGCCAACCGGACAGCCACCAGCUCCUGAGCCAGCGCCCGGAGCGGCACCACCAGCACCAGCUCCUACACCCACACCUCCGAUCCAGCCCUCUCAACCACCAGCCACACCCGAGGCGCAGUUGGCAGUCGUGGAGCGGUGGAUCGAGGAGAUGGAGGUGACGCACGAGGCGGACACCGGCCCCGUGGGCGAAUAG